This is a messenger RNA of Juglans regia (Persian walnut), 2449 nucleotides long. RefSeq names its product nucleolar complex protein 2 homolog. Gene Ontology annotation, biological process: ribosomal large subunit biogenesis. Bases 93 to 2276 code for a protein of 727 amino acids. The record is from RefSeq and is a predicted model, not a curated record. Gene Ontology annotation, cellular component: nucleoplasm; Noc1p-Noc2p complex; Noc2p-Noc3p complex. The transcript is spliced from 12 exons. NCBI's taxonomy places the organism in Eukaryota, Viridiplantae, Streptophyta, Magnoliopsida, Fagales, Juglandaceae.
AAAAAAGGGUUAAACCCUAAAAACUGAAGCGCCCUGGGUUAGGGGUUUUGUGGUGGUGGUCUCAGAGGAAUAACUUACUGGCCAUUCUCAACAUGGGUGCGAAAGGCGCAGUGAAGAGUUUGGAACCUGAGCUGAAUGAUGAACAAGAGGAAGAAGAAACCGGUAGAAGCACGACUUCUAAAUCUAGGAGUCAAGCGAGAGCGCACAUGAAGCAACUAGAUAGACUUAAGGAAAAGGACCCUGAAUUCUACGAGUUUUUGAAAGAGCAUGACAAGGAACUUCUACAAUUUAACGAUGAGGAUAUUGACGAUGCCGAUACUGACGUGGAAGAUGUAGACAUACAAAUCGAUGGUGAAACUGGCAAGCAUGAUAUUUCAAAACAAGAUGAGAAACCUUCAAAACAUGUGAUAACUAGUUCAAUGGUUGAUUCCUGGUGUAACUCGAUACAAGAAAAUGGAAACUUAAGUGCUGUUCGUUCGCUUAUGAGAGCAUUCAAGACUGCAUGCCACUAUGGUGAUGAUGGUGGGGAUGAUCCUUCAACAAAGUUCAGUAUCAUGUCCAGCAGCGUCUUCAAUAAAAUAAUGUUGUUUGUAUUAAGUGAAAUGGAUUCAAUACUUCGAAAAUUGUUGAAGCUUCCUAGUUCUGGUGGAAAGAAAGAGACUAUAAUAGAUCUCAUGAACUCAAAACAAUGGAAGAACUUCAAUCACUUUGUGAAGUCAUAUCUUGGAAAUGCCCUACAUGUUUUGAACCAAAUGACUGAUACAGAAAUGAUAUCAUUUACUUUACGGCGUCUCAAAUAUUCUUCCAUAUUUUUGGUUGCUUUUCCAAGCCUUUUGAGGAGGUACAUAAAGGUUGCACUUCACUUUUGGGGUACAGGUGGUGGUGCACUACCUGUUGUCUCAUUUCUAUUUCUAAGAGAUUUAUGCAUCCGGCUUGGAUCUGAUUGCUUAGAUGAGUGCUUUAAAGGGAUAUAUAAAGCAUACGUGUUGAACUGCCAAUUUAUAAAUGCAUUGAAAUUGCAACAUAUCCAAUUUCUUGGAAAUUGCGUCAUUGAACUUCUGGGGGUGGAUCUUCCUACUGCAUAUCAGCAUGCAUUUGUUUUUAUUCGACAAUUGGCAAUGAUUUUACGGGAUGCACUUAGUACGAAGACUAAGGAGGCAUUCCGAAAGGUAUACGAGUGGAAGUUCAUUAACUGCCUUGAACUUUGGACUGGAGCUAUGUGUGCCUAUGGCUCAGAAGCAGACUUUAGGCCCCUUGCUUAUCCUCUGACCCAAAUAAUUUCUGGGGUGGCCCGUCUGGUUCCGAGUGCAAGCUACUUUCCCCUUAGAGUGAGAUGUGCUAAAAUGCUUAACCGCAUUGCCGCUUCUACUGGUACUUUCAUACCUGUUUCUAUGCUCCUUUUGGACAUGCUGGAGAUGAAAGAAUUAAAUAGGCCCCCUGCUGGAGGUGUUAGCAAAGCUGUUGAUUUGCGUACUAAACUCAAGGUAAGUGAGACAACCCUGAAGACACGGGCAUUUCAAGAGGCAUGUGUUCUUUCAGUGAUUGAGGAGCUAGCUGAGCAUUUAGCUCAGUGGAGCUAUUCUGUUGCAUUCUUUGAGUUGUCUUUUAUCCCACUUGUCCGGUUGCGCAGCUUUUGCAAAACUACCAAAGUUGAGAGGUUCCGGAAAGAAAUGAGGCAACUUAUCCGUCAGAUUGAGGCUAGUUCUGAGUUUACGAAUGAAAGGCGUACGUUGAUUUCUUUUCUUCCCAAUAAUCCUGCAGCAACAUCUUUUCUUGAGGAUGCGAAAAAGUUGGGGGCUAGCCCUCUGUCACAGUAUGUUUUAGCUCUGCGGCAAAGAGCACAGCAAAGAAAUGCUUCAUUGACGGAAUCCAGUGUUCUUGUUGGCGAGCAUUCCUCUGUCUUCACAAGGAGGAUAUCAGAAAGUGAUGAAGAGGAUGUUACAGCGAAUGAAGAAGGUGCUUCUAUCUUUAGUUCCUCAUGGUUACCAGGAAGUGAUUCCAAGGCCAAGCCCGAAGAAAUAAAAAAGAAGAAAAAGAAGAGAAAAAUGGAAGAUUACAAAGAGGUAGCUGGGGAGGAAGAUGUCGUGGAGGAUUUGGUACUAAGUUCUGAUGAAGAUGAGUCCGACAGUGAUACCCACACUGCAGGGGAGGAUGACAGUGGGAAACCUGUACCUCCAAAACAACAAAGCGAGAAGCGGAAACCGCCUACAAAUAAAUCAAAGAAGAGUGGAAAAUCUUGGGCGAAGAAGUCGAAGAAGAGGAAGAGAGCCAAUUGACAUGACAACAAUUUUCAUGAGUCUAAUUUGUAGUGUAUUUACUUACUUUCAGAGUUUUUGCUAAAUGGUAUUUGAGUUGGGCAUUUUUGGUACGCCCAGUUUUGUCAAGCUGCUUGUAGCUACAAAUUCUGUGAGAGAGAAAUUUCAAUUGCAUUGUUAUACUUGUUUCUUUC